AUGAUAGUAUUUAUUAAUAAAAAAGUAACAACAACUCAGUCAAGACCAUCAGGAAUGGCUUUACUUAAAAGAUUUGAGACUCAAUCUGCUAGAGUCAAAGGAAUAUCAUUUCAUGCAACUAGACCAUGGAUAUUAGCUGCUCUUCAUUCUGGUGUAAUCCAGUUAUGGGACUAUAGAAUGUGUACAAUGGUUGAUAAAUUUGAAGAACAUGAUGGUCCUGUAAGAGGAAUAGAUUUUCAUGACCAACAACCUAUUUUUGUUUCUGGUGGUGAUGACUAUAAAAUUAAAGUGUGGAAUUAUAAGCAAAGGAAGUGUUUGUUUACUUUACUUGGUCAUUUAGAUUAUAUUAGAACAACAUUUUUUCACAAGAACUAUCCAUGGAUAAUAUCUGCUUCUGAUGAUCAGACAAUAAGAAUAUGGAAUUGGCAGUCUCGAAAUUCAAUUGCUAUAUUAACAGGUCAUAAUCACUAUGUCAUGUGUGCACAAUUCCAUCCAACGGAGGAUAUUGUAGCUUCAGCCUCUUUAGAUCAAACAAUAAGAAUAUGGGAUAUAUCUGGUUUAAAAAAGAAAAAUGCUCCACCAGGUAUGGGUGGUUCAAUGCCAUCACGUGUUGGUUCCGGAGCAGGACCACUUAGUGCAGCACAAGGUGAUUUAUUUGGACAACCUGAUAUUUUAGUCAAACACGUUUUGGAAGGACAUGAUCGUGGUGUUAACUGGGUUUCUUUUCAUCAAACACUUCCACUUUUGGUUUCUGGGGCUGAUGAUAAACAAGUAAAACUAUGGAGAUACAAUGAUGUUAGAGCAUGGGAGGUUGAUUCAUGUCGUGGUCACUAUAAUAAUAUAUCUUCUGUUGUUUUUCAUCCUAAAGCAGAAUUAAUUUUAUCUAAUUCUGAAGAUAAGUCAAUUCGUGUAUGGGAUAUGCAAAAGAAAACAUGUCUUCACACAUUUCGUCAUGACAAUGAUCGUUUCUGGAUUUUAGCUAAUCAUCCUUCAUUAAAUAUGUUUGCUGCUGGUCAUGAUAAUGGUCUUAUUGUUUUUAAAAUUGAAAGAGAAAGACCACCAUAUUGUAUGUCAGGUAAUAUUAUGUAUUAUGUCAGAGAACGUCAACUUAGAAGAUUAAAUUUAUCUACAAAAGAUGAUAUACAAUUAGCUACACUUAGGCAUAUUAGAAAUUCACCUCCAUAUUAUUCAAUGCAUUUUAAUCCAGCUGAAAAUGUUUUUAUUGUUGUUACACGUCCUCAUAAUCUUGAAGGUAGUACAUAUGAUUUAUAUAGACUUGGUAAAAAUGCUGGAGAAAAUGGUGUACCAGAAGAACCAACACCACAAAGAUCUAUUGGUAUUGGUGCUGUAUGGAUAGCUAGAAAUAGAAUAGCUUCACUUGAAAAAAAUGGUUCUGUUAUAAUUAAAGAUUUACAAUUAAAAGAAGUAAGAAAAAUUGAACAUAAUUUAUUUAUUGAAGAUAUAUUUUAUGCUGGUACUGGAUUAUUAUUAUUAAAAACAGUUGAAGGUCUUCAAAUGUAUGAUAUUCAACAAAAAAGAGUUGUAGCUUCAAUAAAAGCAAGUAAAGUUAAAUAUGUAAUAUGGUCAAAUAAUAUGGAAUAUGCAGCUUUAUUAAGUAAGCAUACUUUAACAUUAAUUAAUAGAAAUAUGGAAGUAUUAUAUACAAUUCAAGAAACUGUUAGAGUUAAAUCUGGUGCAUGGGAUACAAGUGGAAUAUUUAUUUAUACAACAACAAAUCACAUUAAAUAUGCACUUACUGCUAAUGAGCAUGGUAUAAUUAGAACUUUGGAUACACCAUUAUAUAUUGUAUCUGUAGAAAAUAAUGUAUUAUAUUGUUUGAACCGUGAAGCUGAACCUAUUAUUGUUAAUUAUGAUCCAUCAGAAUUUAGAUUCAAACUUGCAUUAAUUGAAAGAAGAUAUGAUGAAGUUAUGAGACAAGUUAAAUGUCAAGGUUUAAUUGGACAAUCUAUAAUUGCAUAUUUACAAAAGAAAGGAUAUCCUGAAGUUGCAUUACAUUUUGUUAAAGAUGUUAAAACAAGAUUUGGAUUAGCUCUUGAAUGUGGAAAUAUUCAAUGUGCUUUGGAGUGUGCCAAACAAAUUGAUGAACAUUCAGUUUGGGAGGCUCUUGGUGAAAUUGCUAUGAUGCAAGGUAAUCAUCAAAUUGUAGAAAUGUGUUAUCAAAAAACUAAAAACUUUGAUAAACUUUCUUUCCUUUAUCUUAUUACUGGAAAUUUAGCAAAAUUAAAUAAAAUGAUGAAAAUUGCUGAAAUAAGAAAAGAUCUUAAUGGUCUUUUCCAAACAUCUGUUGUUCUUGGAGAUUCAGAAACACAAAUAAAAGUUUUAAAAAAUGUUAACCAAUAUUCAUUAGCAUACCUUGCUGCACAUACAUAUGGUGAUGAAGAAGCUAUUGAAGAGUUAACUGAAAUUCUUGAAAGUCACGAAAUUCCAUUACCAACUGUUAGUAAUUCUGCUACACCAUUAAAACCACCACUUCCAAUAAGACCUAUGACUGAAAAUUGGCCAUUACUUGUUGCUUACAAGAGUGCUUUUGAUACAAUAGCUGCACAAGUACAAAAUGAAUCAAAACCAAAUGGAAAAGGUCCAACAGUAACAAUGAAAAUUGAAAAUAAUGAUGCUUUUGCUGCUGAUGAAGAUGAUGAUGCUGUUGGUGAUGCUUGGGGAGCUGAUGAUGAAUAUUUGGUUGAUGAAGAUGGUAAUCUUGAAAUUGAUGAAGGUGAUCUUGUUGUAGGAGAUGAAGAAGGAGAAGGUGGAUGGGAUGUUGAUGAAGAUCUUGAAAUUCCUGUUGAAGCUGAUGUUCCUAAAGAUGGUGAUGAAGAUGGUCAAUUUUAUACUGUUCCAUCACGUGGUCAACCACCAUCCAAUUUCUGGCCUAAUAAUUCUAGAUUAGUUGCUGAUCAUGUUGCUAGUGGAUCAUUUGAAUCAGCACUCAGACUUUUGACAGACCAACUUGGUAUUGUUAAAUUCAAUUUAUUUAAAGAUAUAUUUCUUAAUAUUUUUGCAUCUUCAAGAACAGUUUAUUGUGGUGCUGGAUUAUCAACUCCUAACUUUUCAUUCCCAUUAAGAAAUUGGCAGACUGCUGCAUACAAAAAUAGUUUACCAUCGACUGGAUUUAAAAUUAAAACACUAGCAAAAAGAUUACAGGAAGGUUAUCAUUUAACAACUAGUGGUAAAUUCAAUGAUGCUAUUGACAAAUUUCGUUCAAUUUUACUUUCAAUUCCUUUGUUAGUUGUUGAUUCUGAACAAGAAGGAACUGAAGCUGUUCAACUUUUAGAUAUUUGUCGUGAAUAUCUUGUUGGUCUUCUUAUGGAAGCAGCUAGAAAAGAAUUACCAAAAGGUACAAAUGAAGAGCAUAUUCGUAAUUGUGAAUUAGCUGUAUACUUUACACAUUGUCAACUUCAACCAAUUCAUCAAAUAUUGACACUUCGUGCUGCUGUUAAUUUGUGUUUCAAAUUAAAACAAAUGAAAACAUGUGCCUCAAUGUGCAGAAGAUUACUUGAUCUUGGACCUAAAGCAGAAGUUGCUUCACAAAUCAGAAAAAUAUUGUCUGUUGCAGAAAAAGAUUGUGUUGAUGCUAAUAAGUUAAAUUAUGAUGAAUAUAAUCCAUUUGUCAUAUGUUCACGUACCUAUGUUCCAUUAUAUAGAGGAAAACCACAAAUUACAUGUCCCUUCUGUAAAUCAUCAUACGCUGAGGAAUUUGAAGGUGAGAUAUGUAGUGUAUGUGAGGUUGCAGAAAUAGGAAAAGGAGCCUCAGGUUUACGCAUAGUUAUUUAUGAUAUAUUCACAGUUUCAAAAACAAUUUUUUUAAUAUUUAUUCUAGCUAUUGUCAUUUAUUCAGAUUUUGGCUAA
This is a messenger RNA of Strongyloides ratti, 3867 nucleotides long. RefSeq names its product Coatomer subunit alpha. Gene Ontology annotation, cellular component: COPI vesicle coat. The record is from RefSeq and is a predicted model, not a curated record. NCBI's taxonomy places the organism in Eukaryota, Metazoa, Nematoda, Chromadorea, Rhabditida, Strongyloididae. Bases 1 to 3867 code for a protein of 1288 amino acids. The transcript is spliced from 6 exons. Gene Ontology annotation, molecular function: protein binding; structural molecule activity. Gene Ontology annotation, biological process: endoplasmic reticulum to Golgi vesicle-mediated transport; intra-Golgi vesicle-mediated transport; retrograde vesicle-mediated transport, Golgi to endoplasmic reticulum.